CGGCACAGCGGGGUGCCGCCGGAGAUAUGACGAACCCCGUAAACACCACAAUCUGCCGCGUCCAUCCUCUCGCAAGGCGCCAUGGGUGGUACCCCUCCACAACCUCAAAUGCUUACACAUCCAGCUAUGCAGAACCCCAACUUUCGGAUGCACCCCUCCGCGUUGGCAGCCCAGAUGUCCCAAAUUUCAGGGGUAUCCGCAGACGCUGUAAGUAA
This is a messenger RNA of Acaulospora colombiana, 215 nucleotides long. The record is from the annotation of a GenBank genome assembly. NCBI's taxonomy places the organism in Eukaryota, Fungi, Glomeromycota, Glomeromycetes, Diversisporales, Acaulosporaceae.